GGGAACAGCGCGAGAUAGUGGUUUUCCUCGCUUGUCUGAUAUAUAUAUGCGUUCUGUGUCUGCUGAUUUCGAGGAGUUAUAACAAGUCUUUAAUACAAAACAACACAAACAGCAUAUGGAUGAAAAGGCUCACGCCCCUUUAUAAAUAUUAAUUUGAAAUACUGCUCCUUGGACGCAUUUUUAAGCCAUCCCCCAGUGGCCACAGACAUGGGGAAGGAAUCCGGGACUCAUCCAAGCCGGACUCAGGAACUGCUCCACAGAGUCCUGAAGGCGGUACCCAGAGGGCUCACUGUGGGUCCUUCCCUGGCAAACAGCGGGCAUUUGGGUCUCUGGUGUGUGGGAAACACGCUACAGAAAGGGACCCUCUUGGGUGAAGUGCAUAAUCAGGGAGAACUAGAAGAAUCGAGUCGAAUCGCCGCACACGGAAUGCACAAUGACUCGAGUUACUGGAUGAAGUUUGCUUGCGUUGUGAGCAACAAGGAAGAGCGGAACGUGGCCAUCCACAGUGUCGGCGGGAGGGCUUGUUUCAGGGUCUGUGAAGAUAUACGCCCAGGUACAGAACUUCUCAUUUGUCUGGAGGAGCAGCGGGGGCUUGCUGAGCUGCUGGAGCAGGAAGAGGUUUGUGAAGCAGAGAGCGCAGCGCAAAGCUUACCUGUCGAGAACAACGGCAGCCAAUCAAAGGACGAGACGGCGUCUGAGCAGCGUAUACAGCUUGCAGAUACUAACUCUUCGCAAGGAAGCGAGAAACCAACAACAUCAGAUCUCAACGGACCCUCCGCAGGGAACCACGCAGUUCCAAACACUAUGGAUCCUCAAGCAGAUGGGAAGCAUGUGGACGACACUCCGCGCACUUGUGUCAAAAGGAAGAAAACACACGUCGGCCAAAUGAGAAAGAAGCCCUUGAGAGACCCUGAAAAGAGAAAGACUAAGAGGAGCGGGGAGAGCAACACGCCUAAGCUAAACGCCGAUCGGAUUGUGGGUGAGGGUGAAGCUGGACAUUCGGUGGAGAAAAUGCCCAGCGGCACAGGGGUGCUCGGGGAGAGGGUGUGUGGUGCUGAGCCAACAUCGGCGCCUUCCAGGUCCAGUUCCCGUCUGGCCGCUAAGCCCAGAAAGGUGCACACGCUCGUGAGUCGCAUCCAGAAACGUCUGCAGGAGCGGAAAAUGAGGGUCCUGGAACAGCAGGGGAGCGAGACGAGUCCUGCCACAGGGAGUGAGGGAGGAGCACCGGCGCACGGAGCUGAGAGUGGAAAACAAAGCUCAGACAUUCCCGGAGGUGAAAACGAAGAUCGUCCACCUCCGCAUUCAGCCACACAGGAAAUUGCAGAGGAAGUGCUCCAGGACUUUGAGGUGAGGACGCAGGAAGCCGUGCGAAGCGGCAUCGCGACACUCCUGGACAUCUUCAGCUUUGACGCCAGGGAAAGGAGGUACAAAUGCGAUGAGUGUGACAAGAGCUUCUUCCAGCUGUGCCACUUAAAGAAGCACAAGUUUACACACUCAGACUUCAAGCCGUACCUGUGCACAGAGUGUGGGAAGAACUACAGCUCCCAGGAGAGCUUCCGUGCACAUCUCCUCAUGCACAAGGGCGAGAGGCCGUUCAAGUGCCAGCAGUGCGACAAGAGCUAUGGCCUGAAGCGGGACUUGAAGGAGCACGAGGUCCUCCACACGGGGCAGCGGCCAUUUGUCUGCGACGUCUGCGGCAAGGCCUUCGUCCGGCGACCGUCUCUGCGUAUCCACCGAGAGGCCCACCGUUCCAAGGAGGCCAACGUGAAGGCGACCAAGCCCAAGUGCAACGUGUGCGGGAAGGAGCUGGCGAAUUCGGGCUCGCUCAGGAAUCACAUGCGGCUGCACACGGGCGAGCGGCCCUACCCCUGUCCCCACUGUGGCAAAACCUUCCGGCAGCGGGGGAACCUGCUCGGCCACUUGCGAAUCCACACCGGAGAGAAGCCCUACAAAUGCGACCAUUGCGACCAGCACUUCUCGCAGGUACCCGAGCUGCGGCGCCACCUCAUCUCGCACACCGGAGAAGCCUACCUGUGUCCCGUGUGCGGAAAGGCAUUGCGCGACCCCCACACGCUUCGGGCGCACGAGCGCCUCCACACCGGAGAGCGGCCAUACAAAUGCGAUGUGUGUGGCAAGGGCUACACAUUAGCCACCAAGCUGCGGCGACACCAGAAGUCCCACCUGGAAGAGAAGCCACACAAGUGCACCAUAUGCGGCGCCAGUUACACACUGAUGCAGAGCCUCGUUCGGCACCAGCAGGCGCACCGGCGGAAGGAGGACCAGGCGGCAGGGGAGCAGGCCGAGGCCCAGGAGGACCUGGAGUGCGGUCACCCUGCCCCCGUAAAAGGCCGCCCAAGGAAGGGUGGGCGAAAGGCAAGUGCGAAGACGGGCACGCGGCUCCUGGGGGAGCAGCCGGUGGUGUAUGUGCAGAACCUGGCCCUCAUACCCAGCUCGGACGAGGUGAUUAUCGGCCCCACGAGCCCUUUCCGUGAUGAGGUGCCUCUCACACGCGACCGAGUCAUGCAUGAGAUCGCCGACAACUCCGCAGGUGAGCCGGGCCAGGAGCACAUUCAGCUCAGCGAGGACGUCAUCGAGAUCAUCAUCUCCGACUCGACCAGCAAGUGCAUCAUUGUGGAGGAUCCGACAACACACGGCAACAUGGUCAUUCUGCAGGGGGACGAUGGCCUGAGCUCUGUGGCUGAGACUGUCGAAAUAGAAACAGGGACUUAGUGUGACAGCUGCCCCACUUUUUUUUUUUCCAUUGUAUUUUUUGAUAAAUUUUCUGUCAUGAGAUAAUUUAUUGCUUGAUUACUGGUAGUUAAAAAUUAAAACAGAUGCAUCAGAAAUUCUUAAUGCUAAGUAAAGGCCUAAGAAAUAUGUCUUUGGCGUGAUUUAGUAUUUCAUACCAUCAUUCAAAAUAUACCCCAUAUUUAUUUAUUUAUAAGUUGUCAGCGGUUAUUAGUUAAUAAAAAAAAAUAAUUAUUAAUUAUUGCUGAAGUGGAAGAGCUGAACGUAUGUGUUGUCUGGUGAAAUCGUGCAGUUACUGGGAGAGUUAAAGAUUUCUACAAAUAUUGACAGUUCUGCUCGGUGGACCUUUGUCUCGUCACUGUUUACCAAGAGCUCUUUUCGACUUGUGCUCUUAAAACAGGAAAUUCCACAGGGACACUGCUUUAUGUCGUCAUUCCGUGGUCUAAUGCAGAAUAUGUAAAUUACAGAUGUGUAUUUGGGGAAAUCUUUGUAAACACUGUGAAAAAGCAUUCUUUCUGAACCCAUCUGUUGAGUCCUUAAUAGCACAUUUUUAUUUGUACUGUCCAAUUCAGAGGAAGGAAAAGAUUUUACUGAAACACUAUGAUAAAUUGUCUAACCCUAUACAGUGUCUCAUCCACUUAUGGAAAGAUCAUGAAAAACGAUAAUAAUAAUUGCAGACAAGUAAUAAAACAGUCUGGUGCAGUAUGUAACAUCUUGAGAAAAAUCGUUUCCUCUCUUGGGGAAAAUAUGUGUCUGAUAUUAGUUCAACAGCGUUCUGUUUGAAAGUCCAGCAGUGGGAGGUGUUGUGGUUAAAGACAUGGCCUUCAACUGGUGACCAGUAGGAUCAAAUCCCACUCUGUGCUAUUUCUUUAUACCAUAUAGCAAGGUACUUGGUAGUAAGGUACUCGCUCUGCUUAAUACCCGCAGUAUAUAAAUUGCCAAACUGUGGUUUAAAGUUGCUUUGGGUUUAAGUGUCAGACAAGUAAAAUUGGUAAAUAAAGAUGCAC
Molecule: messenger RNA, 3755 nt
Organism: Scleropages formosus (Asian bonytongue)
Lineage: Eukaryota; Metazoa; Chordata; Actinopteri; Osteoglossiformes; Osteoglossidae
Gene: znf408
Product: zinc finger protein 408
Exons: 5
Coding region: 208-2730 (840 amino acids)
Biological process (GO): regulation of gene expression
Cellular component (GO): nucleus
Molecular function (GO): protein binding
Source: RefSeq, a predicted model, not a curated record